Messenger RNA from Paralichthys olivaceus (Japanese flounder), 702 nucleotides. It is a transcript of the gene tmem244, whose product is annotated as transmembrane protein 244. Lineage: Eukaryota; Metazoa; Chordata; Actinopteri; Pleuronectiformes; Paralichthyidae. The record is from RefSeq and is a predicted model, not a curated record.
GACCAGCGGCCAUUCAUGUUGUUGGACUACUGCUGUCGUUGUUGUGGAUUCACACUCAUAAAACGCCAUGGACCCGUCUCCCUCAAGACCACACCCAGUGAUACCUGGGUUGUCCUGCAGAACCUGUUGAUGUGCAUGGUGUGCUUCUACUCUCUCUACUACAUCGUGGUCAGUCUCUGCAUCGGACUGCUCAGGGUUCAUGAGAUCAACAGCUUGUUGGCGCCAUUCGACUACACAACACAACCAUCAUGGCAGAACCCCAAAUACCUGGUUGGUGUGAUUUCCACAGAAGUUACCUAUGUUUUAGGAGGGCUGGUCUUCGCUUGGAUUGUAGAGGAGUGGGUCUGGGAUUACGCCAUAACUGUCACAUUGCUGCAUGUCGCCAUGACUGUAGCAGUGAUGUCAGACUUCCCUUCAGCUGAGCACUGGUGGAUAGCUCUGGGUUCAGGUCUGGUCAUGAUGAUAUUUGGAGGACAGCUCCUGGCCUACAAACUCUUCAGGACCAACUUUGUUUAUCCAGCUGAACUGCAGAACUUCUAAUCAACACAAUGAGGAAAUCUUUUAACUGGCUUACUGGUUAAUCUCAGAUCCGCAUGAAUACCAAUGGGUUUACUUUGCAAAGGUUGUGCUGCUAGUUUCAUAUAAACACGGGUAUGAACAACUGCAUUCUGUGCUAGAUUAAAUCAUCAUUUUAUUGUAAUA